Molecule: messenger RNA, 3966 nt
Organism: Bactrocera oleae (olive fruit fly)
Lineage: Eukaryota; Metazoa; Arthropoda; Insecta; Diptera; Tephritidae
Source: RefSeq, a predicted model, not a curated record
CUGCCAGUCUUUUGGAACAUGGCGGAUUAUUAAGACGUGAAGCGAAUUUAGUAAGCGUUGCUACUUUCAUUUAAGAUAAAGAAAUAAAUGUGGAAUAGCUGAUACGCGAAUUUCCUUAACAUGUACACCUAGUUAAUUGUAACAUUUGCUAAAUAUAACAAAUUAAUUCAAAGACUUUCCGUAAUAAUUAUAAAUAUCGAAAUUAUCGUAAAAGGCCAAUUAUGGUUGUCUCGUGUUAAAUGACGCUUCGUACACGAAAGCAAUGCUUCUUUGUACUGUGUAGAAUUAAACGCCGUUAGUUCGGGGAAAAUAUAAACAAAAAUAAUUCUUAAGGCAGUGCAUAACUGGUUGCAUUAUCGAAAGAAGUAAUAGUACAAAUAAAUUUGUGUUGCGGUUAUUAUAUGCACAUAAAUUUGUGUUGCGGUUAUUAUAUGCAUAUGUAUAUAGUAACUAUAUAACUGUAUAAAAAAUGUGUUUGUAUAUAAGCAGUAUAUGCAGCAGCACCCCACUAACCAGCGUACUAUGUCUACGAAAUGGAGUCAAAUUCAACUUUAUGUUGAUAAUAUUUUUGAACCUUUUGCUGAAUUCACGCAGUCAAUUGCUCAUCAACGUACAAAAUCAAGGUGGUGAGGUCAUACAAGAGAGCAUCACCUCCAAUGUCAGCGAAGACAUAAUUACUUUAGAGUUUCAAAAAACAGACGGCACGCUUAUCACACAAGUCAUUGAUUUUCGAAAUGAGGUGAAAAUCGUGAAAGCACUCGUGCUGGGCGAGGAAGAACGUGGCCAAAGUCAAUAUCAAGUCAUGUGCUUUGUGACGAAAUUUAAUAAAGGUGAUUUCAUUUCGUCUGAUGCUAUGGCUAAGUUACGUCAAAAAAAUCCCAGCACGAUACGUACCCCCGAAGAGGAUAAGGGACGAGAAACAUUUACGAUGACAUCGUGGGUGCAUCUUAAUCGUUCGUUACCAAUAACACGCCACCUGCAAACGCUAUGCGCGGAGGCGGCAGAUGCGACAUAUGUGCGUAGUGUCGAUUUGAAGGCGUGGUCUGAAUUGCCAGGCUCCUCCAUAUCCAGUCUCGAAGCGGCAACUGAGAAAUUUCCCGAUACACUUUUCUCACGCUGCAAUGAGGUUAGCGGUCUGUGGGCACCCUGUCUUUGUACGCUCGAAACCUGCAUUGGCUGGUAUCCAUGCGGUUUGAAAUAUUGCAAAGCAAAGAAUGGCGGCGGCGACUCGUCGGCUGCACAAUCCAACUAUCGUUGCGGCAUUAAGACGUGCCGCAAGUGCAGUCAAUUUACCUAUUACGUGCGACAGAAGCAACAAUGUCUAUGGGAUGAAUGACGAGGGCUGCAUAUGGGCUUUGGCAGUUACUGUAAUCAUAAAACUUGUACAGUGAAUCAGUGGCCAACGACACCAACGCAAACAGCGGCAGUAACAACCUCAACAACAACAACAACAACCACAGCCAAAACAACAGCAGCAACAACGGCAGUAGUAGCAGCCGCAGCAGCUGCCGCGGCGGCUGCGACGAUGAGCAAUCGUUUUCCGUCGCUGUCCGUGUCGCCACAACGACACUGGUAUGCUAAUAAGAAUAUAUAUUGUGGCAGCAAUAAACACUGCGUUUCGUACAACAACAAUCGCGACUUUGCCACCGCGGUGGCAGUCAAUCAAGAACAAAUGUUUCUGCUGCAAUUGCCAUUGCUCUUCGUAGUAUCGUCUUCAUCGGAUGCCGCAGGAGCAGCGACGCCAGUAAACUAUUGAAGCUGUUUUCGAAAACAAGUAAACAUUUUCUUUUCCUUACAUUUAAAUAUAUUUGAUUAAGUUGCGUAGCAUAGUGUAAAUACGUACAUAUAUACAUACCUAUACAUAAGUAGUUAUCUAUAUAAGCAAUUUUUAGUACAUAUAUACGAUAAGCAUCAAUUGAUUACUUAUUAUAUUAUAUUAUGCGACAAAUGUAUCCUUUAAAAUUCAUAUUUUCUCAAAAUUUACGCGUAUUCCUUGAAACGUCUUCUUGUUUAAAUCUACAACUGCAUUUCUUUGAAAAAAAAAAAAAAAAACCUAUUCAAGACUGUUAAUGUGUUAGUGUUAGUGUUAUAGUAUAUGAUAUUAAGUGGUAUUUCAUUUGCGUCGGGUAUGCUGAAUAUCGCAACGUUCGAGUAUUUUCUUCGCACACAAGUUGAAAAUUAUUUUGCGCAUUUCUUUCAUCGUCAUUUAUAAUAACUUUCCUUUAUUUUAUUUAACAUUAGAACUUUCGUUUUUUAUUUCUUUUUCAAAUUAAAAAAAAUAUUCAAACAAACUGGCAGCACUUGCGUUGCAAAAUUGCGCCAACAUGUCGUCUCACGCAUGCGCAAUUGUAAUGCAGAAAAUUCUCAAUCUCCUUGCUCUCUAGCAAAAUGAUAUACAUAUUGAAAGUUAAAAGAACAUUUCAUUUAGCGAAAAAAAAAUGUUUUUUUUUUCUGUUUAGCCUAAGGGUAAAAUUUGUAGAUUAUAAAAAAAAUAAAGUUUUUUUUAACAUCUUGGGGCGGCUCACUUUUAAAGUCAAUUUCGAGUUAAAAUUUUUUUUGUACAAAAUUUUUUGUAUAAAAAACUUUAUUUUCACAACUCUUCACAUUUAUAUAAAAAUUAAGGAAAGCUUGUUGUCGUUUAAGACUUUUUUUAAAACUUCAAUAAUGACCACAAAAAAUUUUGUUAAGUUGAUAACUUUUAAUUGGCCAGAAAAAGCACUCUCCACAGCUUCUAGAACACUUAUUAAAUUUUUUUUUCACAAAAAUCAGGCUAAGCAAAAAAAAUUGUUUUUUCGUUCCACCCUAAUUUAAAUAUGUAUUUGUUGGUCGUUAAAUGUGUGAACGCGUCGCGGCGAUGUUCGUUUACUGUCUGACUGCUGACUGCAGGACGGUCAUCGAUUCACGCUGUAUAUGCACAACAGGGUCAUUCAUUUACAAUAUAAUGUCGCUAUAUAUUUAGCUCCUUUAUGACAUGAGCGUUUGUUUGCUAUGAUGGUACAUUCUUGGUUAUAUUUAUGCCAUGGUUUGCACUUGAAAUUUUGAAAAAUUUCUUUAUGUAUUAAAAGUGGAAAAAUGUCGCAACCACAAGUCUGACGUAAACGAUACAUAAUUAUCCGAUAUAUGUACACUGGACGCAAUUGUGAUAAGGAAUACUGAACAAAUGGUUUUAUUUUGAUAUAAAAUAAUCAAUGUUAAAUAUUUUUUAACGUUUCGUUCAUUACCGGAUGUAAAAAAAAAUAUUAUUGACGGCCCGCCUCUUGGCAUCCGCUGUUCGAGAUAUGGUAUACAUUCAGUGACAUCAGUACCAAUAGGCUCGUCGCUGUCAGCAUUUUCAUAUGUAGUUGCAGAUCUUUGCUUCUUCUUCAAAUUAACUUUGUGUUGUUUUUUAUUAAGUUCAUCUGUAACUAUCGUACUAGUGUGCUUUUGACCCAUGCGCGCCUAUGUGUCGUGUACAUAUCUGACAAUUACUCCAUUCAGUACUGUUGUUGAGAGAUCACAAACUAACAGCUUUCUUGCUCGUAAACCUCCACCGACAUUGAACAAUGCUCCAAUUAAGUUUGAGAAAAAAUAUAGUGCUGGAUUUGUUGUGGCAGAGUAAGCAGACUUCUUCACUAUGAAUAUGUCCACUUGGUUAUAUAUAUAUACGAGUAGUUUUUGUCGAACUCGCAUCCUUUGAGAACAUUGUGGCAGCUUCGUCUUCCAUGGUAUCAGUAAAAAUCCACUUUAAUAGAGAUCCUGGAUUGGUGAAUCCAAACGCACAAUCUCUAAAACGGAAGGAUACAGUGCCCAAACAUUUUACCUGAGCAAACUGUUGAGUCCAUGACUCAAGAUGUUUGUAGCAAUCACCAGAUUGACAUAUUGAAGACGAUUAAAAAUGUGAAAGCGAAAAUUGAAGUGUAAAAUGAAAUAUUUACUUCGAAAUUGUUUUGCCUCUACUUCAAAUUGUUUCAAGCCAUAGUUUUCUUU